Molecule: messenger RNA, 3278 nt
Organism: Oncorhynchus nerka (sockeye salmon)
Lineage: Eukaryota; Metazoa; Chordata; Actinopteri; Salmoniformes; Salmonidae
Product: serine/arginine repetitive matrix protein 2-like
Exons: 13
Coding region: 256-3069 (937 amino acids)
Biological process (GO): regulation of mitotic nuclear division; regulation of chromosome segregation
Cellular component (GO): chromosome; nucleus
Source: RefSeq, a predicted model, not a curated record
UUUGUAGACAUACGAAAUAGUGCCCAAAUGUCCAUAACUAUCGAUUUAUAUCCGUAUUUUGACAAGUUUUAACGAAAAUGUUUUUUGAAUUUAGUUUUGAGUUUGUUUUAACAUACAUGUAAUGAUUUCGUUGGACAUGUUAACGUUAACCAACAUUUGUUUAGGUCGCGGAAGGAUGUUCGUGCCACAGCUACUGUGAAAGACCCCACUGAAGUCGCUUGGAUUCCUUUCUGUUGUAGCUAGGUAAGUUAGAUCAUGGCCAGUUCAGAGCUGAAAAUGGACAACGUUGAGGGAGCUGAAACCUUGAAUGAACUGGAGGCCUCGUGUCCUCCUCUGAGCAACAUCACAACACCUUUGGAAUUAUCCCAGCUCACACCCUCCCAACUGGAUUUCUCCCCUCAGAGCUUCACGCCGUCUUCUAACGCCAAAGAAAAAUCUCGCCUGGCUCAGCUGAAGGUUAAGCGGAGGUCUAAUGUUGGGGUACGGGGCUCACCAGAGACCAACUCCCUUAUCCGCUACAUAGCCCAACAGAGGAUGAAAACUCCCCCCACAGCCACACAGCCUACCCAAGCCAGAUCCUUCUCUCCCAGAUUCCCCUCUACUCUAAAGCAGAAGAUGGCUAUUUUCCAGAGCAUAAUGGCUGUGGAGGAGAAUGAGAAUGAACCGGUGCCACAACAGGACAAUCACACCGGGGGAUGCAUCAAGACAAGAGAUUUUCUGUCUGGUGAUGGGUGGAGCUGUGAUGAUAGCAGUGGUGGGAAGGAGAACAAGACCCCAGUGAGCCAGCCUCCCUUUCUAACUCCACCACCCAGUAAGAGGCGCUGCACAGCAGUCUCCCAGGGGAUCUGUGUGGAGGAAAUUGGCGAGGCCAACACUCCUGUCCUCAAACGCACCGGCACCAUACUGAAGCAGCAACAAAACAAUGAGGAAUGCUCCUUUGAAGUCCACAGCUCCAACCAACCUCUGGUUGUGCAUUCAGGACCAGACAGGACAACUCUGUCCCCUCUGUUUGCCAUUCCAUCUCUUCUGGAGAUGAACCCCACAGAUGAAGCUGAUUCCUCUGGUAACGUUACCUCAACUGUGAAGAAGCAGGUGCGUUUCGGGAUCCUGCUGCCCCCCGAGCUCUUUGACAAGAAGCUGCCCCCCAGCACCCCUCUACGGAAGGGGGGCACCCCGGGCAGGGUCCCAACAUCUGCCGGGGUGUCCCAGCUGAGGUCCCUGCUGAAGACCCCCCAGAGGACCCCUUUAAACCUGGCCCAGCCAGACUUCAGCAGCCCCUCUCUGACUGGAGCAUCCCCACCCCUCACUAGUGGGCCCUGCUGUGGGGAACAGAGCGCUGACACUCAGGGAAAGAUCACUUUCCCUUCAAUGGAAGAUGACGUUGACAGUUCCUUGGACAAUGCAGAGCUGGAGGCUCAACCUCUGGAUUUGAACUCCGCUUUCCAAAAGGAGGACUCCAUUUGUGAGGCACUGCCAGAUGCUGCCCCAGUGCCUGACCCCGCCCCAGUGCCUGACCCCGCCCCAGUGCCUGAUCCUGCCCUGGACCGUGAACCAGAAUCAGACGCCCCUGCCACAGCCCGCUCUCGCAGCAGAAAGAGAAAGCAACCAGAGGAGGAAAUUAAGCCUGUGAAGAAGAGGUCGACGCGUACGGCUGCCAAGUCUGCCUGUGGGAGGAUGAAGAACUUAGCAAAGCGUGGCUUUGGGAAGAAGGAGGUAAAUCACUCUCUGUAUGGGAAGAGAGCCUAUGCAUCCAAGAACCCCAACCUCAGCCCAAUCAGAGAGAACCUGUCCUCCCUCAGCUGCUCCCCCACCCCUCAACACCCCCACACCUCCAGACACACAGCCAAAGAAGACUCCAGCCUAUUGGAAGAUGUCAUUAACAGCGACCCAAUCACUGGAGUGGUCAUGGCUGCAGCCCUGUGGCAAAGCCGCCUGUGCCCCGCGGCCGGUGGGGUCUCACCAGAAGACACCAUCCCAGCUGCAGAGCCAUCUGUUGGGCCUUCAGAAGCCCCUGUAGGCUUUACCACAGGCUACUCUGGGACUGGGAGGGCAGCACGGGCCGGGAGACGGUGGUCAGGUCCAACAAAUACCUUCAGAACCAAAGAGCAGAAAGAACCGAGUGUUAUUAGAGGAGGUAGAGGGAAAGGCAGGAAGGUGAGUGUUCCUGUUGAUGACUGUCUCAGUGAAGAGCAGGUAGAGAACACUGAUCAAGACCCAACAGAAACAAGCCAGGCAGAGGUUUCAGUGUCCAGUCCAGCCAAGCACACUGUACCUGGUGACCGAGAGGGUGAACCUAAUGCUCAGUGUACCUCAGACCCUGUAGAUACAGAUCAAUGCACUUGCACACUACCAGAUGCAGGUAGGAGUGGGGAAAGUCCAGUUAGGGCAGACACUACAUGCUGCCCUCCUACACAUGAGGUUAGCGCCACAGUGGCUUCAUUAGAGCAGGAGGCAGUGAGCCAUGUAGAACAGAGACCAAACAAAGGCAAGCAGAGCGGAGAAGCCUGGGGCCCAGGCCGCUCCAGGGGUAGAAGGAGCUCUAUAUACGCCAGCUCAGUCGUAGAGAAGAGGGAGGAGGCUCAGGCACCUCAGUCAAACGGUCCAGAGGCAGUGGAGGAGAGCGGGCAAGAUGUGGAGAAUGACAUCCACAGGUCAGAGAUGGAGCAGGGUAGCAUUACAGAACAGGCCUCCUUCCGAGACUCCCUCCUUCCCCCCUGGGCACAGGAAGAGUUCAGUAUCGACGAUGUGCUGCGGCCUCUUCCCAGCAGGGGGCGUCGGUCUGUCCGCCGCAGCCUGAGGAACCAGAGCCAGAGCAGCACCCUUGAGGCCAGAGGCUCCGGCCUGGCCUGGCUGCCCCAAACCUCCCCAGACUCCAUCAGGGCUAUCCGCAGGGAGACCAGGAGCCGCCGCAGCUCAAUCCAGGCUCUACUGCCCCGCCCCUGGAGUAAGUGGACCGUUGAGCUGCUCACGCUGCCCCUAGCCUGUCGGUGUCUGAAAUGGCACCCUAUUCACUAUGUAGUACAUAUUAUAUUGAAUAGGGUAGCAUUUGAUACACACCUGCCUUUUUGAUACUUUUAGAGAAGCUAAAUGGGUGUGGUUCUGAGCUAAUUGUUUGUUGGGAGUUUUAUAAACCUUUUUGUUUUUUAGUCGUUAACAAGUUGUGUAAAUAGAAUAAGGUCUUCCGUUAAUGUGAUUGCGCUGUCUGGCAGUUAUUUAGUCAUUUUUAAAAUGUUUACCUCCUGUAUCCAUUAAAUAAAAUGGGUAUCUUCCAAACCAUU